Danio aesculapii is the source of this 5074-nucleotide messenger RNA. It is a transcript of the gene appa, whose product is annotated as amyloid beta (A4) precursor protein a. NCBI's taxonomy places the organism in Eukaryota, Metazoa, Chordata, Actinopteri, Cypriniformes, Danionidae. The transcript has 17 exons. Gene Ontology annotation, molecular function: signaling receptor activator activity; serine-type endopeptidase inhibitor activity; signaling receptor binding. Gene Ontology annotation, biological process: central nervous system development; axonogenesis. The coding region runs from base 137 to 2344 and encodes 735 amino acids. Gene Ontology annotation, cellular component: cell surface; Golgi apparatus; early endosome. The record is from RefSeq and is a predicted model, not a curated record.
GCUCUGAUUCUCACCGCAGGCGCAUCGCGUUCUUCACAAGAGCCACAAACACAGCGACAUUCAUUCACAGCGAACGGAUAAUACUGAAUAUAAGCAAAAACACAGAAGGAAAAGCGAGAUAAAGAGCAGCAGAAGCAUGAGGUCGAGGGAGCUCUUCAUAUUACUGAUGGCCGUCGCGUCGACGCUCGCGGUGGAGGUGCCGUCAGACUCCGGGACGGGGCUUCUGGCCGAGCCGCAGAUCGCCAUGUUCUGCGGGAAACUCAACAUGCACAUCAACAUCCAGAGCGGGAAAUGGGAGCCGGAUCCGUCCGGGAGCAAGAGCUGCAUCGGGAAUAAAGAGGGAAUCCUGCAGUACUGCCAGGAGGUGUAUCCGGAGCUGCAGAUCACCAAUGUGGUGGAGGCCAAUCAGCCGGUCAGCAUCUGGGACUGGUGUAAGAAGAGCCGCAAGCAGUGCCGCAGUCACAUGCACAUCGUAGUGCCGUACCGCUGCCUGGUCGGGGAGUUUGUCAGCGAUGCUCUGCUGGUUCCUGAUAAGUGUAAGUUCCUGCAUCAGGAGCGCAUGGACAUGUGUGAGAGUCACCUGCACUGGCACACCGUCGCAAAAGAGUCGUGUGGUGACCGCAGCAUGAAUCUGCAUGAUUAUGGGAUGCUGUUGCCGUGUGGAAUUGACCGUUUCCGGGGUGUGGAGUUCGUGUGCUGUCCUGCAGAUGCGGGUAAAGAGUCUGAGAGCGCCGCUGUGGAGGAGGACGAUUCAGACGUGUGGUGGGGCGGAGCGGAGGCUGAUUACGCUGAGAACAGCAUGACUCGUGAUGCCGCAGCGGAGCCGGCCGUGCUGGAGGAUGAUGAGGAUGCGGACGAGGAAGAGGACGAGGAUCAGGAUGGAGACGGAGAUCAGGACGAGAAGAUGGAGGAAGAGGAGGAGCGCACCCAGAGCACCAGCGCAGCCCUGACCUCCACCACCACCACCACCACUGAGUCUGUAGAGGAGGUGGUGCGAGAGGUGUGUUUUGCGAGUGCAGAGACGGGUCCCUGUAGGGCCAUGUUGUCCCGCUGGUAUUAUGUGCGUGAGGAGCGCCGCUGUGCGCCCUUCAUCUACGGCGGCUGCGGAGGAAACCGUAAUAACUUUGAGUCGGAGGAAUACUGUCUGUCCGUCUGCAGCAGUGUGUUGCCAACUCCAUCCUCCAGCCCUCCGGAUGCAGUGGACCAAUAUCUGGAGACGCCGGCGGAUGAGAACGAACACGCUCACUUUCUGAAGGCCAAAGAGAGUCUGGAGACCAAACACCGCGAGCGCAUGUCUCAGGUGAUGAGGGAAUGGGAAGAGGCCGAGAGGCAGGCCAAGAGUUUACCACGCAACGACAAGAAGGCUGUGAUCCAGCACUUCCAGGAAAAGGUGGAGGCUCUAGAACAGGAGUCGGCCAGCGAGCGUCAGCAACUGGUGGAGACACACAUGGCACGGGUGGAGGCUCUGCUGAAUGACCGCCGCCGCCUCGCCCUUGAGAGCUACCUGUCUGCCCUGCAGGCCGAUCCACCACGGCCGCGUCAUGUGUUCAGUCUCCUGAAGAAGUAUGUUCGUGCCGAGCAGAAGGACCGUCAACACACACUCAAACACUUCGAACACGUGCGCAUGGUGGACCCAAAGAAAGCAGCACAGAUCCGGCCUCAGGUGUUGACCCAUCUGCGUGUGAUCGAGGAGCGCAUGAACCAGUCUCUCGGCCUGCUGUACAAAGUGCCGGGCGUUGCUGACGACAUCCAGGACCAAGUCGAGCUGUUGCAGCGUGAGCAGCAGGAGAUGUCCGCUCAGCUGGCGAAUCUGCAGAGUGAUGCGCGUGUGAGUUACGGGAACGAUGCGCUGAUGCCCGACAGCACCGCCGGCCUGGAGCUGCUGCCCGCCGAGGACACACAGGGGUUCGGCUUCAUACACCCCGAGAGCUUCAACCAGCCCAACACACACAACCAGGUUGAGCCUGUCGAUGCCCGACCCGUUCCAGACCUAGACCUGGCGACCCGACCAGUGUCCGGACUGAAGCCUGAUGACAUUCCUGAGCUGCGGAUGGAAGCUGAAGAGAGACACAGUGAAGUCUACCACCAGAAACUGGUUUUCUUUGCGGAGGACGUGAGCUCCAAUAAAGGAGCUAUUAUUGGCCUGAUGGUCGGAGGCGUCGUCAUAGCAACCAUCAUCGUCAUCACGCUGGUGAUGCUUAGGAAGAAGCAGUACACGUCCAUCCACCACGGCAUCAUCGAGGUGGACGCGGCGGUGACUCCAGAGGAGCGUCAUCUGUCUAAGAUGCAGCAGAAUGGCUAUGAAAACCCCACCUACAAGUUCUUUGAGCAGAUGCACAACUGAUGGAGCACCAUCACCCCAAACCCUCCCCGAACCCUCCUCAAACCCUCCUCAGACGGUGCAAGAGACGCCAGAACAUCCACAAACAUCACCACUGGCCAGAUCACGGUCAGAGAUGAGCAAUCAGAGUGAACGCAUAAUUCAGAGUCACUUCAAAUCACUGGCUAAACUAAACAUAUAAUUCAUAUUCAGUCCAGAUUGCUGCGUAAAUUGAACAUAUAAUUCAGAUUCAGUCCAGAUUGCUGCGUAAAUUGAACAUAUAAUUCAGAUUCAGUCCAGAUUGCUGCGUAAAUUGAACAUAUAAUUCAGAUUCAGUCCAGAUUGCUGCGUAAAUUGAACAUAUAAUUCAGAUUCAGUCCAGAUUGCUGCGUAAAUUGAACAUAUAAUUCAGAUUCAGUCCAGAUUGCUGCGUAAAUUGAACAUAUAAUUCAGAUUCAGUCCAGAUUGCUGCGUAAAUUGAACAUAUAAUUCAGAUUCAGUCCAGAUUGCUGCGUAAAUUGAACAUAUAAUUCAGAUUCAGUUCAAAUCUCUGGUCAAAGUUGACACAUAAAUCUGAUUUAGUUCAGAUCACUGGUUAAAGUGAACACAAUUUAGAUUGACUUCAAAUCACUGGCUAAAUUGAACAUAUAAUUCAGAUUCAGUUCAAGUCAAGUUCAUGCAUAAUGUAAAUCUAUAUAGGUGAAGAGGAUUCACAUUUAAUUGAGUUAAUAAUUUAUAUUUAGUUCAAAUUCAUAUAUCAAACCAAAUAAAUAAAUCAGAUUCACUUCAAAUCACUGGCCAAAGUGAACACAAAAUUCAGAUUCAGUCCAAAUCACUGGCAAAAGUGAACAUACAAUUCAGAUUCAGUUAACAUCACUAGUCAAAGUAAACAAAUAAUUCAGAUUCAGCUCAAAUCACGGGCUAAUGUAAACAAGUAAUUUAGAUUCAGCUCAAAUCACAGGCCAAAGUGAACAUACAAUUCAGAUUUAGAUCAAAUCACUGGCCAAAGUGAACAUACAAUUCAGAUUCAGUUCAAAUCACUGGCCAAAGUGAACAUACAAUUCAGUUCAAAUCACUGGCCAAAGUGAACACACAAUUCAGAUUCAGUUCAAAUCACUGGCCAGAGUGAACACACAGUUCAGAUUCAGUUCAAAUCACCGGCCAAAGUGAACACACAGUUCAGAUUCAGUUCAAAUCACUGGCCAAAGUGAACACAAAAUUCAGAUUCAGUCCAAAUCACUGGCAAAAGUGAACAUACAAUUCAGAUUCAGUUAACAUCACUAGUCUAAUCUAAAUAAUUUAGAUUCAACUCAAAUCACUGGCUAAUGUAAACAAAUAAUUUAGAUUCAGCUCAAAUCACAGGCCAAAGUGAACAUACAAUUCAGAUUUAGAUCAAAUCACUGGCCAAAGUGAACAUACAUUUCAGAUUCAGUUCAAAUCACUGGCCAAAGUGAACAUACAAUUCAGUUCAAAUCACUGGCCAAAGUGAACACACAGUUCAGAUUCAGUUCAAAUCACCGGCCAAAGUGAACACACAGUUCAGAUUCAGUUCAAAUCACUGGCCAAAGUGAACAUACAAUUCAGAUUCAGUUCAAAUCACUGGCCAAAGGUGAACACACAGUUCAGAUUCAGUUCAAAUCACUGGCCAAAGUGAACAAACAAUUCAGAUCCAGUUCAAAUCACCGGCCAAUGUAAACACAUAAUUCAGAUUCAGCUCAAUUUACCAGCUAAUGUAAACACAUAAUUCAGUUCAAAUCAAUGGCCAAAGUAAAUAAGCAAUUCAGAAUUCAGUCAAAAUCACGAGCCAAUGUAAACACAAAAUUCAGAUUACAUCCAAAUGACUGAUAAUAUUCCUCCGUUACGGACAGUCAGUCCAGGUUCUGGUGUAUUCUGGGCUGGUUCUGGUGUUUUCUGCACCGUCUGCUCUCACACUACUAAACGAGUGAAACACUGGUGUAUCUGAGGGCUGAACGUGUGAGACUUCCUCCGUCAGUCGCAUCUCCUUCCUCUUCCUCCUCACACUGACUGCAGCUGUGCUGUGUUUGGUGACGCCGGUCAUAGACCAGAAAAUCACUACAAAUCUAGUGCUUACAUUGAUGUCCUUCUGAAUGAGACCUGGAAAUUGUUUGAUUGUUUCUGAUUUUUUUCCAAAAAAAAAAAAAAAAGAAAGAAUUUUGCCAAAAAAAACUCAUUUUUUUUAGUUUGUGAAUAUUGAAGUAACGCAAAAAGAAAGAGUAGCUGUAACCGUGUAGUGCAUGAUAGAAAACAAAACUGACGGAAAAUAAAUGCUAUUUGGAUCUUUUCUCACGUAGAGGCGUUUUAGCAGGGUUAAACUGUACAACUUGUGAAAUGUGAUUUGAGUUGCACAAGAAAACAAAAGAAGAAAUCUCGAUUGGCUUCUGCUUUGAUCGUUUUAAGCUGGAUUAAACGGAUUCGUGCUUUUAUUUCAAUAUCUGGUGGUUGUUUUUUUAUCAGGCUGAGUGGAUCCAGCCGAAGCUGUCCAUGUACAUUUACUGUCUUCAAUGUUUUCGUCCUAUGCAUUUCAAGAGAUUUAUUUACCUCUUCUUUAUGAACGGCUAUUUAAUUUCGAUUCUCCAUUAGACUCGUGGUUGUCUGUGUUUUUUAAGCAGGUGUUGGGCUCGGGUGGGAUUGUGGGUUAUUCUGUGUAUGUUUGUUUGUUUGUUUUUCUCCAGUCGGUUUUGUGUUGGUUCAUCACUCCGUGUGUGUGUGUGUGUGUGUGUGUGUGUGUGUGUG